AAACAUGGUGAGUCAUUGUCUAACAAGGGGAAUUUCUGGGAAGCUGACAAUGGAUUUAAUGCGCACCACGUUGAAUAUAUUAAGUUAAUUCUCUUCGUAGGUUGAACAGUUAUAAGCGGGAGCCUGGUUAUUAUAUACCCAUACAGAAUGUCAAGUGUCAGCGGCGGGCUGUUCGGCUACAUUGUACUGGUCUACACGAUCGCAGUUGCGACUACUCUGGCAGAGUCAGCACAGUGUGAUGCUCCUCUUGGUUUUGCAAAUGGUCAGAUCACGGACGAGCAAUUCUCUGCUUCAUCAUCUUUAAAUGCCCUCUUCAAAGCAAUUGCAGCAAUACUUAACGUUGGGGAGGAAUGGGUAGUUCAACAGCCUAAUGGCACAGACAACCUGCAGGUUGACUUGCUAACUCAGCAUUGGGUAACCCGAUACUCAGUCCAGGUCAGCAAGCAUGUCUUAUUCCCUGGAACAAUGUUGCUGUUCUACAGCCAGGAUAGUCUUGUCUGGGAGAGAUAUGUCACCAGCAAUGGGACACAGACUCUGGCAGGGCCUCCAGAUUACAGGACUGUUGUCACAUUCGACUUAAACCCAGCUGUGCAGGCCAGGUACCUAGCAUUUGUACCUCAACGCAAGAGGUAUGCAGGAUUUCGCCUGGAGUUGUUUGGGUGUGAGGCAGAGCAACAAAUCCCCGUCAGGCAUACAGACGUCACUCAGGACAUACAGGGAAGUCAUGAGUGGUUACCCAGCCUGAGUCCAUAUGUCAUUAACACUGUCAUCAAGAUUCGUCAAGCAGCACAUGUGAAAAUACAGCCGGGGGUCAAGGUUAUAUUUAAUUCUUCACACGCAGGAUUCAUUGUUCUUGGUACAUUGGAGGCCAGAGGUCUCAGUGGAUUGCCUGUGGUUUUCACAGCUUCAACUACGUUCACAAACCGGACAAACAUGUGGGCAGGUAUUGAAGUUGUCAGUCAAGGGAAUAUGUUCUUGGAAUUCAGCCACAUAUAUGGAGCAGCUGUAGGCAUCAAAGGACCUCUUGGAGCUAUUACUUUAAGACACUGCAAUAUCCACCACAACGACAGAGGAAUAGUUUUUCUUGCGGGGGAUUCAGUCCAAGACAGAGUUAAAAUCUCAGGAACAAUUAUAUCAGACAAUACUCGAGAGGGUAUAUACGGAAGCGAUUGGCAGGAAGGAAGUAAUUACAUUGCUAUGGAAGACAGUGAUAUCCUUUAUAAUGGACAGAGUGGUGUGGCAUUUGCAAAUGAGGUUGUGCUAAUUGCCAAUAAUUGUAGAUUCUCUCAUAAUAAAGCUCAUGGAAUAUAUCAUUAUUAUUAUGGAGGCAUUGGCACGAGCAUAAAGAAGUGUAUGUUUGAGAACAAUGGGUACAGCGGAUUUAGUUUAAGUACUGCCAAGUCUGUCACAAAACUUAUCUCAUUAAGUGAAACUCAAUUCAAGGAGGAACAAGAAUCGGGCCUAAAACUCAUGAAAUACGAAACGGUCUCUUUUAUGCAAAUUUCCAUAACAAACUCUCACUUCAUCAACAACAGCCGGCAUGGUGUUCACAUUCAAGGAGAAUUCUCAAGCACCCGACCUGAAAUACUGCUUAGGAAUAACACCAUGGAGGGUAGCCAAACCACUUCCUACCAACUGGUGUAUAUUCAAACUGGAUAUUCUAAAUACGGAAAUAUUCUUAUGACUGAAAACUCGUUUCUGAUACAAAAAGGCAUCGGCAUACAGGGCUUAAAUGAUGUAGUGUAUACUAUUUCAAAUAACAUAUUUAUUGGCAUCAAACGCGACACCGGAAUACUUGUAGAGGCAGAUUACACAGUCAUAUUUGGUAACAUCUUCACCAACUGUUCCACAACGUCAGUGAUUCACACAAAGAAUGUCGGAGUCCAAAUCCACAACAAUGUCUUCCUGAAUCCCCAGGCACUGUACGAUGUGUUUGUUGAUGUGGACUAUUCUGCAAACCAGAGGCUGAAUGCAAGCCACAACUUUUGGGGAAGUAGUGACAAGUUCUUUGUUCGGUCCAGAAUAUGUGACUUUUUCUGUGAUGUCACAAAAAUGAUGUCUGAAGUGGAUCCAUACUUUGUCUCAGACUUGCUUACUGACAUGACAUCACAACCAGACUCUGACAUAUUUACUUCCGACAACCACAAUACGAUCGGGGGAUUGUUGCAGGACUCGGUCACUCUUCAACCAAACCAAGUGUUGUAUGUGAACAGAAGUCUGUACAUACCAGAAGGGAUUGAGCUUACAAUAAGCAAGAACAAUACAUUGGUGUUUCCAAACAAGCAAGGGAUUUUUGUGAGAGGAAUAUUAACAAUACACGGCGAGCCAGAUGCCAAGGUAGAACUCAGGAGCGAUGGUUACCCUAGCACUCAACGAUGGGGAGGCAUAUUGUUCAAUGCUACGGGAUCAUCACUGCAUCACACCAUUUUGAAGCACGCGAAAACAGGAAUGAGUUUGACCAACAAUGUUUCUGGUGAAAUAAGAGUUUCUGAUACCCUCAUUACACAAUGCAAAACAGCCAUAAGUGGACAACUGUGGUCUAAUGUUUUGGUGUCUCUUGAAAGAGUACAAAUAACUCAAACGAACAAGUUCAUAGUUUUGGACAUGCUUAGUUCACACACAGCGUCAUUGAAGAUCAGCGAGAGUGAAAUUGAAAGUGACUUUGGAACACGUCUUCAAUCGAAUGACAAUGCUGGCCACUUUCAUGUACAAAUUCACUCUUCAAAUCUGUACUUCGGAUUUGAAGGAUUUGUAAUGCAGUCAUGUAAUGCAAAUAUCACCAUGAGUGCAUAUGAUUCUGUUAUCGAAAGUGGAUAUAAUUCUGCUAGUUUCGUCAUUGAUGGGAGAGUAAUGAACAUCACAUUCAGAAGAAUGUCAGUGAUUGGAAACAGAGCAGUCACAUCAUUCAGAACAUGUUUCGACCAUCGUCCAAAUCUUGCACCAGGAGUCAUAGAUAUUCAAGAUUCUCUCUUUGAUGUAGGGACUGUACUUGCAAUGGACUUCAGAGGAGCAUACUAUCAAUACAAUAUACCACAUGAUGUCAUACUUAUCAAUAACACUAUCCGUAUGCAAAAUCAGUAUGAUGGUGUUAACGUUUUUGUCUGGAGAAACAGUCGCCCAUGGCAUUUACAGAUACACGCCAACAUAUUUGAAAAUUGUGGAAUAAGAAUGGAAGGAAGCAUUUUGAAUUCAUCAAUAGAUGGUAACACUUUUGUGAAUGGAAAGUCCCCGUUGGACAUUAAUCUUCAGACGCCAAAUGAUGGUAGCACAAGGAUUAGUGCAAAUCUUUUUCAAGGUGGCCUUAUAACACUGAAAUCUGAAAGGGACAGAGAAAGGUUUUAUGUAAUAGAGAACACCUUCAACUCGAGUACAAUCAUUCUAAAGAGCCCCAAUGUAACUUUGAAUGAGAACACUUUCCAUGCUGAUCAAGAGUUUAAUAUCAAAUUUGAAGGGGAUGGUUAUGCAGACAGAGAAAUCAACUCUACAUACAACUAUUGGGGUACCACAGAUGCCAAGGAUAUAGCACGGCGAGUAUUCGAUUCAUCAUAUGACACUUCUCUUCCUACAAUCAAACUUGUACCUUUCUAUGGUUUCCCCAACUUGACCAAUACCCAGUCCCCUGUUCAUAGUUUUAUUUCUGCUGUUGGCACAAUUGGUGGUAGCAUUGGUGGGACUGUUACCCUUGCACCUGAAGACAGCCCAUACACAGUGGCUGACAAUAUCAUGGUCGGAAAGCUGGAGACACUCAUAGUUGAGGCCGGAGUGACUUUGCAGUUUCAGAAGGGAGUUGGAAUGCUUGUGGAAGGUACACUCAUUGUCCACGGCAAUGCGAGUCAUCCUGUGAGGGCCAUGCCAGUUACUCCUGGGAUGAAAUGGACUGGAGUAAGACUACAAGGAAAUAAUUACCGUUUGCUUCCCAUUGAUGACACAAGUGUCCGACUCGUCGGGGGGAUGAAUGAGAAUGAGGGACGUCUUGAAGUCAAGAUUAAUGGAACAUGGGGGACUGUCUGUGAUGAUGGUUUUGACAGAGAUGCUGCAAAAGUUGUGUGCCGAAUACUUGGAUAUGACUAUACAAUAUCAUCUGACGUUUCUUCUGGCCAUAUGGACUUUGGUCAAGGUUCGGGUCCCAUACACAUUUGCAACCUUAGAUGUGCAGGCACUGGUGACACCCUGCUAGAAUGUGAAGGACCAACGUUUACUUGUAACCACACACAGGAUGUGGCGUUACGAUGCAGUGAGAAACUACUGCCUCUUCAAGAUAUCGGAAGUGAUGUACAGCUUCGUCAUUUCCAAAUGAAUGACACGGAUAUUGGUCUUGAAAUCAACGGAAUAAUUACAGUCAUGGAGGAUGUUGUAUCAUCUUACUCAGGUGGACAUGGUGUCACUUUCAAACUUGGAAUGAGAGGAGUGUGUCAUGUUCAUGUUCAUGGACUGGCAACAAUGCACAACCGUUUGUCAGGGAUCUCAGUUGCCGUGAAUACGGAUGACCAGUUUAGUUUCGCUUCACAAAUCAGAAUAUCUAACUGUGAUGUAAGAUCAAAUGGAGAGUAUGGUGUUUACAUCCAGCAAUAUGUGGACAUUUCCUUGACAUCAUGCAGCUUUUUUAGGAAUACAAAUCAAGCUAUCCACAUGGACAGCGAUGCCUUAAUAAACAUUCUGGGCUCAAAUUUCUCUGGUGGCACCAAUGGUGUGUUUGAAAUUGAUUCAAAAGGAUUGCAAGUAAUCUAAAAAUGACUUUAAG
Molecule: messenger RNA, 4741 nt
Organism: Haliotis rufescens (red abalone)
Lineage: Eukaryota; Metazoa; Mollusca; Gastropoda; Lepetellida; Haliotidae
Exons: 13
Coding region: 148-4728 (1526 amino acids)
Cellular component (GO): membrane
Source: RefSeq, a predicted model, not a curated record